Molecule: messenger RNA, 1659 nt
Organism: Nicotiana tabacum (common tobacco)
Lineage: Eukaryota; Viridiplantae; Streptophyta; Magnoliopsida; Solanales; Solanaceae
Product: cytochrome P450 CYP749A22-like
Molecular function (GO): heme binding; monooxygenase activity; oxidoreductase activity, acting on paired donors, with incorporation or reduction of molecular oxygen
Source: RefSeq, a predicted model, not a curated record
AGAUUUCACUCAAUUAUCAGAUCAUAACUAAACUACCUAAAGAUGGAUUUAGGAGGAAUUAUCUUAAUCUUCCUUUUCAGUACCCUCUGCCUCUAUCUCCUUUGGACAAUCAUUAAACUCCUUUAUUUAAUAUGGUGGAUGCCACUUCAAAUACAAAAUAGAAUGAGUUUUCAGGGAAUCAAAGGCCCCCCUUAUAGCUUUCCCCAUGGGAAUACCAAAGAAAUCUCACUAAUGAGAAGCCAAACUAUGGACAAACCUAUGAUGGAUAUUUCUCAUUACAUUUUCCCAAGAAUUCAGCCUCAUGUUUACUCUUGGACAAGGAUGUAUGGGAGGAAUUUCCUCACUUGGCAUGGCUCAAAACCAUACUUAUUUGUUACUGAACCGGAGCUUAUCAAAGAAAUAUUGGCCAACAAAGAAGACUCUUACCCAAAAAUGGACAUGGAAGGCUAUGCUAAAAAACUACUAGGGAAAGCACUUAUAACCAAUGAAGGUGAAAAAUGGGCAAAAGUAAGAAAACUAGCCAACCACACUUUCCACGCCGAAAGCCUGAAACGUAUGGUGCCAGAAAUGAGUGCAAGUGUUCAAACAAUGCUAGAGAAAUGGAAAGAACACGAAGGAAAAGAUUUCGACGUGUUCAAGGAUUUUGGACUGUUAACAACUGAAGUAAUUUCCAGGACAGCAUUUGGAAGCAGCUAUAUGGAAGGAAAACAUAUUUUCGAGAUGGUGGCAAAAUUAACUGCAAUAACUGUCAAAAAUAUUUACAAUGUCAGAUUUCCUGGAAUCAGUAUGCUAAUAAGAACAGAUGAUGAAAUUGAAGCAGAGAAACUUGAAAGAGGAAUCAAGAGCUCCAUUCUUGAGCUAGUAAGGAAAAGAGAAAAGGUAAAAGAUGGAAUGUUUGAGAAUUUUGGGACUGAUUACCUAGGACAACUUAUGAAGCUUUUGCACGAACCGGACACGAACAAAAGUAUCACAAUAGAUCAAAUGAUCGACGAGGUCAAGGCAUUGUAUGGUGCAGGACAUCUUACAACUACGAGCUUACUUGGCUGGUCUGUUUUUCUCUUAGCACAUCAUCCAGAAUGGCAAGAAAAAGCCAGAAAGGAAGUGUUCGAAUUUUGUGGCCUUAGAACUCCAACUUCUGAUGCAAUCACAAGGCUAAGAACAAUGAACAUGAUACUUAAUGAAUGUAUGAGAUUGUAUCCUCCGGUUAUUACAAUGACAAGAAAAGUUGAAAGAGAAGUUAGACUAGGGAGCAUGACUCUUCCUGCUAACAUGACAAUUUUCAUGCCAAUUUUGGCACUGCACCAUGAUCCACAUAUCUGGGGCAAAGAUGUUCAUAUUUUCAAACCCGAGAGGUUCGCAGAAGGGGUGGCUAAAGCAACAAACAACAACGCAGCAUCGUUUUUCCCGUUCGGAUUGGGACCUCGUACUUGUGUUGGUCUGAAUUUCACAACAAAUGAAGCAAAAAUUGCCUUGUCAAUGAUUUUGCAGCGUUAUAAGUUCACUCUGUCGCCUAAUUAUGUCCAUUAUCCUUCUGAUAUUUUCAUUUUGACUCCCAAGGUUGGAGUUAAAGUUGUCCUUGAAUCUAUUUAGGGUAUAUCAAUGUCCCUAAACAAUGUACAUAAAUAAAAGUUUUGCAAACAAAGCUUCUGAAUUCACGAG